GUCACCCAGAACGUGGCCUUGAAUUGACAAUUUGGCAUUGAAUUUAUGGCAGGGGAAGUUUAUUUUAUGUUAUACCAAACCAAAAUUUCUUCAUGUCGAAUCAGCCAUGGUUGAAUUAUUUUCUUCAAGGCAAAUAUUUGAACUGAAAAUAGAUGUAGUAGGGUGUCAACUUCAUUUACAGUCUUUGGAGAAGAUCUUCGACUACCAUUUUCUCACCGUACUUUUCAAAUUCAAAAGACACCAUGAAUUUUAAAGAAAGCCAACAGGGGAAAACAUGGACCGAUGAUGAAGACAAACAUGCCCAGCAGUAUGCCAUGCAACUGGUUAGUUCAUCGGUGGUGCCCAUGGUGUUGAAAGCAUCUAUUGAACUUGGUGUGUUUGAGAUUAUACAAAGGGCUGGUCCUGGUGCGUUGCUGUCUCCUUCUCAGAUUGCAUCCCAACUACCCUCUCAGGGUAAUCCAAAAGCCCCUCUGUUCCUUGACCGACUCCUCCGGCUUCUAGCUAGCCACUCCAUUCUCACUUUCUCUCUUGUAACUAACCACCAGGACGGCCAUGUUGACAGACUCUAUGGUUUGACACCUGUUGCCAAACACUUCAUUAGAAGCCGGGGUGGAGGAUCUUUGUCUUCUUGGUUAGACUUGUAUCAACACAAAGUCACUAUAGAUUCCUGGUACCACCUGAAAGAUGCAGUCCUAGAAGGGGCGAAUCCAUUUAACAAGGCACAUGGAAUGAGUGCCGUUGAGUAUAUAAGCAUAGAUGCGAGGUUUGAAGACAUCUUCAAGGCCUCUUUUAUAGAUUACAACAAGCUGUUUGUGGAAGAGAUGUUGAAAAGCUACCAGGGUUUCGAUGGCUUGAAUGUAUUGGUAGACGUUGGUGGCGGCAACGGUUUUAUUCUCCACGAGAUCGUUUCCAAGUACCCUACUAUUAAGGGUAUUAACUUUGAUCUGCCACAGGUUAUUGACAAGUCACCCUCCUAUCCUGGAAUUGAACAUGUGGCUGGAAAUAUGUUCAAGAGUGUACCAAAAGGAGACGCCAUUUUUAUGAAGUGGAUACUCGAGCAUUUGGACGACAAGCAAUGCCUGAUGUUACUUAAGAACUGCUAUGAAGCAUUACCGGUGAAUGGGAAAGUGAUAGUAGUGGAUGCGGUAAUCCCUGAAAGCCCUGAUGCCAACCCCUUACAUAAAAGCGUGUAUCAGUUUGAUUUUCUCUCGAUGGGCAUGAAUGAAACCGGAAAGGAAAGGACAGAAAAAGAAUCUGAGAACUUAGCAGAGGGAGCAGGCUUUUCCCGUUUUCGAGUGGCGUGUUGUGCCUAUGGUUUUUCGGUCAUGGAGUUCUACAAAAACAUGUGAGAUUUGGUUGAACAGAGGUUAAGCGUGACAAUGUUUCAAAUGUUACAAUGAUCUUUGUAACACCAUAUAACAACAAAUUAUAAUGCAUCAGAGCAAUUCGGUAUA
Molecule: messenger RNA, 1454 nt
Organism: Gossypium arboreum
Lineage: Eukaryota; Viridiplantae; Streptophyta; Magnoliopsida; Malvales; Malvaceae
Product: caffeic acid 3-O-methyltransferase-like
Exons: 4
Coding region: 243-1349 (368 amino acids)
Biological process (GO): methylation
Molecular function (GO): protein dimerization activity; O-methyltransferase activity; S-adenosylmethionine-dependent methyltransferase activity
Source: RefSeq, a predicted model, not a curated record